This is a messenger RNA of Wallemia ichthyophaga EXF-994, 1200 nucleotides long. RefSeq lists its product as uncharacterized. NCBI's taxonomy places the organism in Eukaryota, Fungi, Basidiomycota, Wallemiomycetes, Wallemiales, Wallemiaceae. Bases 1 to 1200 code for a protein of 399 amino acids. Gene Ontology annotation, molecular function: Hsp70 protein binding; ATP binding. Gene Ontology annotation, biological process: response to heat; protein refolding. The transcript has 5 exons. Gene Ontology annotation, cellular component: cytoplasm; nucleus; cytosol. The record is from RefSeq and is a predicted model, not a curated record.
AUGGUCGCUGAUCGUAAAUAUUACGACCUAUUAGAUAGCCAGCCAGAGGCUUCGCAGGCUGAUUUGAAGAAGUCUUAUCGUAAGAAAGCUCUUCGUCUUCACCCAGACAAAGGUGGUGAUCCUGACUUGUUCAAGGAAGUCACUCACGCCUACGAAGUCCUCUCCGACGAGGACAAGAGACAAAUGUACGAUCAAUACGGUGAAGAAGGUUUGCAAGGCGAUGCAGGCAUGGGCAUGGACCCAGGCGACCUCUUCUCUCAAUUAUUCGGUGGCUUCGGUGGCGGUCGUCGUCCUACUGGCCCACGGAAAGGUAAAGAUUUGGUCCACAGACUGAAUGUCUCAUUGGAGGACAUGUACAAAGGAAAGACUACAAAGCUUGCUUUGAACAAGAACUCAAUUUGCAAUGGCUGUGAAGGUAGAGGCGGUAAAGCUGGCUCCGUUAAGCAAUGUACCUCUUGUCACGGUAGAGGUAUCAAGGUCUCUCUCCGCCAACUCGGUCCUAUGAUGCAACAAGUCCAACAGCAAUGUGACAGCUGUAACGGCCAAGGUGAAGAAAUCCCUGCAAAGGAUCGCUGUAAAACUUGCAACGGUAAAAAGAUUACUUCUGGUCGUAAAACUCUUGAAGUUCACAUUGAUAAGGGUUUGAAGAAUGGCGCUCAAAUCGUCUUCAACGGUGAGGCUGAUCAAGCACCUGGUACCCUUCCUGGUGACGUUGUUAUCGUUGUUGAAGAGAAGCCACAUAGCAUUUUCAAGAGAAAGGGUAAUGACUUAUUCGCUGAUAAGGAAAUUGACUUGUUAUCUGCACUCGGCGGCGGUUCAUUCACCAUUCCACAUCUCGAUGAACGCUUAAUAAAGGUUUCUUGGCCAGCAGGUGAAAUUAUCACACCAGAGUCACUUCGUAAGAUUCCUAAAGAAGGUAUGCCAUCACAAAGAUUCCACGAAUUAGGUGAUCUCUUCGUAAACAUUAAGGUUAAGUUCCCAGAAACUAUCAGCCCAGAGUUAGUUCCACACCUCGAAAAGGCAUUGCCACCAAGAAAUGUACCAGAGAGUACUUCAUUGCACGUUGACGACGUUGCAUUCGAGCAACUCUCUGCCGGUCAACAAGCUGAGCAACACCACCGUCCUGAUUCGAUGGAGGAAGAUGACGAGGAUGAUAUGCGCGGUGGUGCAGGUCCAGGUGUACAAUGCGCCCAACAGUAG